Messenger RNA from Puntigrus tetrazona (Sumatra barb), 2392 nucleotides. It is a transcript of the gene rnf207b, whose product is annotated as ring finger protein 207b. Gene Ontology annotation, biological process: regulation of heart looping; regulation of cardiac muscle contraction. The transcript is spliced from 17 exons. NCBI's taxonomy places the organism in Eukaryota, Metazoa, Chordata, Actinopteri, Cypriniformes, Cyprinidae. Gene Ontology annotation, molecular function: Hsp70 protein binding; zinc ion binding; transmembrane transporter binding. The coding region runs from base 503 to 2224 and encodes 573 amino acids. Gene Ontology annotation, cellular component: perinuclear region of cytoplasm. The record is from RefSeq and is a predicted model, not a curated record.
UUUUGACUUUUUUACAUCGAUAAAAAGAACGUCAUAAUUACAAGGUUAAAAAUUGCAAUUUCUUUAUUCUGUGGCGGAAAUGGGCGUUCACACUUAUAACAUGCAUGCAUUUGAAAAAUCUUACAUUGUAUUUAUAGAUGUAAAUGGUCAAACGAAAUUUCCCGUUCAACGAUAUGGUGUCAGGGGCAUUUGUAGGAGAGAUUACCCUCAACAGCUGCACCAUAAAUCCUGCCUUUGUGUUGGACUUAAUCGAAAGUCUCUGGGCACAUGCUGCCAAGGCCACUGUGGUAUCAAACAAUAAACCUAACACUAUCUGACACUUGACACUGGAUACAUGGGUCCUGGGCUGGCUACAGUUGAGAUGGCUGAAAUGCCUGUGUGCUCACCCUUCUGCUUCCAUAUAGUAAGUCUAGCAGUAGCUUAAUCGCACACUGGAGAUCUUGCACCUAUGGAAGAAAUAUAUCAAAACAUGGGAAGAAGUUGGUGGUCUUUAUAAAGCAGCAUGUUAGAACAUCAGUCCGUUGUGAAAGGAAUAAGCGCCCUCCCCCCAGAAGAUCGACUCCUGAAGUUCUUGGUGGACAGUUCAGCCGACAGUGAGGAAACCGUGCAGUGUGCGAACUGUGAUUUGGAGUGCAAGAAACAGGAUGUGGAUGCAAUGUAUUAUUGCAACACUUGUUGCCAGCCACUGUGUCGAGACUGCAGGGAAACCACCCACCAAGCCAAGAUGUUUUCCUGCCACGAGAUUGUCUCCUUGGCAAAGCGCACCAAAGAAGCCCACAAAAAAUGCGCCCUCCACGAGGAACUCUACAUCAUGUUUUCUACAGAGAAAAAGUCCAUGCUCUGCAUCAACUGCUUCAGAGACAUGCAAGUGGAGAGCAGAGCACACUGCAUUGAUAUUGAGACAGCAUAUAUACAAGGCUGUGAAAAAUUGGACCAAGCCGUCUUAGCUGUUAAGGAGCUUCAGACAUCAGCUCGAGAAGCCAUUAUUCUGCUCAAAGCCAUGAUUGGAGAGGUCAGGGCCAACGUGGAUGAAGAAGAGAGCGCCAUCUGCACUCUGUUCAAUAACAUGCAGGAAAGACUAGCAGAAAGAAAAAAGAUUCUGCUCAAGGCAGCACGAAGUCAGCAUGAGGAGAAGGACAGAGCCUUCAAAGAGCAGCUAUCUCAUCUUGCAGCACUCCUGCCAACUCUCCAAGUUCAUCUUGUUACAUGCUCUGCCUUCCUAAGCUCAGCAAAUAAGUUCGAGUUCUUAGAUAUGGGAUAUCAAUUAAUGGAGAGACUGAAGAAGAUCGUGAAGCUACCACACAGGCUGAGACCAGCACAGAGCAGUAAGAUCAACACAGAGUAUCGCUCUGAGUUCGCUCGCUGCCUGGAGCCGCUCUUGCUGUUGGGGCAGCGGCGGUCAGUGUCCACUACAGGGAGUGCGGCUUUAGGUCUCGUAAACGCCAGCGGACUGAUGCAAUCCUCUCUGUCAGUGCAGUGCCACUCUCCAGUGACGAGUGACAUGUCACUGUGCUCUUCGGUGGUGCGCAGGCCGACCUCACACCGUUACAUCAGCACCAAGGUCCUGCUGGCGGAGGGCGGAGAGACGCCCUUUAUGGAGCACUGCUGCAACUACGAAAACAGCUACAGGACUUUACAGACAGAAAUCCAGAAGCUCAAAGAGCAGGUGCAGGAGAUUCACAGAGACCUGACCAAGCACCACUCUCUCACCAAACCUGACACCAUGAACGAGAUUUUGGAGAGGUCUGUUCAGGUGGACAGACAGAUCUCAGCAGAAUACUCCUCAGUCGAGCUCAUGCGGGCCAUGUUCGAGGAGAUUUGGGAGGAGACGUUACAGAGGGUGGCAAAUGAACAGGAGAUAUAUGAAGCACAACUUCAUGACCUGCUUCAGUUAAGACAGGAGAACUCCUAUUUAACAACUAUUUCCAGACAAAUAGGCCCCUACAUUCGCUCUAUAGCAAAAGUGAAAGAGCGUCUGGAACCCAGGCUGAAGGAGCCUAAAGAGCUCAAGGAUGAUCGCACAGAGAUCAUGCUGAAGCUGUAUGAGGACAGCACUUCUGCUGCGGACACGCAGCCCAGUAAUGAGCUGUCCUGCAACACCGAGGACAACUGGACUCUAAACAGCCUAUCAGAAGAGACCAAUCCCAAGAAUAAAGAUUACUACAGGCCGAACAAGCAGAAGAACGCCACUGAUACAGCCAAUCGCAAAGAGAUACCAAUCUGAAACUGUUGUGUUGACCUGUCGAUUUAAACACGUUACUCCCCAAAAAUUAAGCGCGCAUUUACAUAAUUCAAAAUUAUGGAAGCUUGAAAAACUACUAGUUUACAGUGCUUGUACUUUAGAGAAUCACAGUAAUGUCCAAUAAACAUUAUACUCAGUUUUUAUUUUAAA